AUGGCUCGUUUCUUUAAAGACAAAAUUUCCUGUCGUUUCUGUGCUCAUUAUCUGGAAAGCCCUGUGUACCUGAAAUGUGGGUAUAUCUGCUGCCUCCGAUGCACUGAGUUUCUAGAGAAAAACCCCCAGGGGAAGGGUAUACUGUGCCCCAGCUGCACAGUCAUCUCCUUGAAGGAAGAUAUCCUACCUGCAGUCCAGUUAGAGCACCUGAUUACCAAAAUCAAAAGACUCGAGCCACAGAUGAACUGUAGUCUAAAAUUGAAUCCCAGGAUAAAGAUAUUUCAAGUGAAUUUGACCUUGGAUCUGGACUCAGCCCAUAACCGCCUCAUCAUCUCUGAAGACCUGAGGAGUGUCUACUGUGGGUCUAAGCAGCAGGACCGCAAAGAAUGUGCAGAUAGAUUCCAAAUCUCCACGUGCGUCCUGGGCUCUUCACGGUUCACUUCCGGACGCCAUUACUGGGAGGUAGUGGUGGGAACCAGCAAAGAAUGGGAUAUAGGCAUUUGCAAAGAAUCGGUUAACCGAGAAAAGCCAAUUAAUCUGACGGAAGGGCAUGGAUUCUGGACUGUGGGUGUGAGAAAUGGAGAGGUCUAUGAGGCUUGCACUGAACCCUUGACCAAGCUCAUCGUGAACCCUCGGUUGCACAGGGUGGGGAUUUUCCUUGACCUAGUAACGAAGAACGUUUCCUUCUGGGACCUUAGCGAUGACUCCCACAUCUUUACAUUCUUCAAAAUUCCUGACAUGGAUCCAUUUCGCCCAUUCUUUGCUCCAUCAAAUUCGUAUCCAGAUGAUCAAGACCAAGUCCUCACUAUCUGUCCUGUGUUGAAUCCAGGCAUUUUCAGGCGUCGUCCAGUUAACCCCUACUGA
This is a messenger RNA of Phodopus roborovskii (desert hamster), 864 nucleotides long. Its product is annotated as ret finger protein-like 4A. Gene Ontology annotation, molecular function: protein binding. Bases 1 to 864 code for a protein of 287 amino acids. NCBI's taxonomy places the organism in Eukaryota, Metazoa, Chordata, Mammalia, Rodentia, Cricetidae. The transcript is spliced from 2 exons. The record is from RefSeq and is a predicted model, not a curated record.